UUGGCAAAUAAAAGGAAUGGAUGCGUUGAGGUUUUCUUUCAGGAGGAGCAGAAUCGAAGAGCAGUCCAAGAAGCAAAGAAACGGGAGGAACUAGCUGAGAGAGGCACAUCUGUGAAAAUUCUGAAGCAUGGAAAAGCGAAGCGCAAAGAUACAACUAGAUUACUGGUGAACACAAAUCGAGAACGAAGUCCAGGUGGAACUGAUUCGACGAUUAUCAGUCCGUGUCUCAUAAAGAGAAUAUCACCAGCGGUACGGGAAGAAACGGUUUCUGAUAUGGAAUUCGAAUCAACAGUAUGGCGUGAGAAUAUCGAGCUGAUCGGCGAAGAAAAACUAGAAGCCGCUGAUUUGUUCAUAGAAGAAGAGGAGCGCUGCAGUUCCUCGUUGAUGGUAUCCUCACCUUCAACACAACCGGCACCAUUACCAUCCCUUGAGCAACUUCUUGGCCGAAUACCUUUGGCCAAUCGAGUUACUGUUGAUGUUGGAGUGUCGCAUCAGUCAAUGCUGCAAUCCCUUCAUGACGUGUUCGCCAGCCAAAAGUCAGACAGUGAGACGCCGAUUUGCGAAGAGCCUAAUGUGCUAGCAAGUGUAGUGAAAAUAGCCCAGAAGAAGCAGGGCGUGCCCAUAGCGCUCACCAAGACAGAACCCAAAGCCCCCGAAGAGACCCCGGAUUACCCAAGAAAGGUGAAGAAGGAGCGUCGACGUCGGAAGAAGCGCAGCGGCGAGCGGGCAGAAUUAGAGGCUGAUGUUGCGAGUGUGGACGAGGCGAUGGCUCUAGCCGAAACAGCUCCGGUUCCAAACGUUCCCUAUAUACCCAGUCGGGUUUUUAAUGAAAGUGAAAUGGCCCUGAAAAAAUUGGGAUCAUUUGAGGCUAAGGAGAAAAUGCUACGCUCGCUGAGGGAGAAAAUACGUAAAAUCCGAUGA
Cooperia oncophora is the source of this 921-nucleotide messenger RNA. The record is from the annotation of a GenBank genome assembly. Lineage: Eukaryota; Metazoa; Nematoda; Chromadorea; Rhabditida; Trichostrongylidae.